Molecule: messenger RNA, 243 nt
Organism: Phytophthora nicotianae INRA-310
Lineage: Eukaryota; Oomycota; Peronosporomycetes; Peronosporales; Peronosporaceae
Exons: 2
Coding region: 1-243 (80 amino acids)
Source: RefSeq, a predicted model, not a curated record
AUGAGCACCAUUGCUGAGCGUGAAGAUCCAGUGAAGGAGCCUCAGGGGCAUGGAAAUACCGCAUUUGAUGCCAGCAGCAGCAGUCUGCUAGCUGCCACUAAGAGCAGCGACGAUGGUGACAACACAAGCGGGUGCAACGGCAUUGGUAAACGAGGUGUUACAAGCGAGGGUUAUGUCGGCGCUACAGACUCUGCUGUAGUGGUGGGUAACACAAACGGUGAUGGCAGUACAUACAUUUUGUAA